Molecule: messenger RNA, 1707 nt
Organism: Aspergillus welwitschiae
Lineage: Eukaryota; Fungi; Ascomycota; Eurotiomycetes; Eurotiales; Aspergillaceae
Gene: sreA
Product: siderophore transcription factor SreA
Exons: 3
Coding region: 1-1707 (568 amino acids)
Biological process (GO): negative regulation of transcription by RNA polymerase II; positive regulation of transcription by RNA polymerase II
Molecular function (GO): RNA polymerase II cis-regulatory region sequence-specific DNA binding; zinc ion binding; DNA-binding transcription factor activity, RNA polymerase II-specific
Source: RefSeq, a predicted model, not a curated record
AUGCUGGCAUCAAUCCCCCAGAUGGAGACGGUGCGAUCGCUCCCUCGAAAUCCCGAUAUGGUUGCGCGGCAUCCAUCAGCGGAGGACUUGGACGCUGCUCAGCAGCUGAUCUCGUCUGCUCAGGCUGGUCGAGAACACCUUGUUGACCGUGCCCGUGAUGAUGAUGCGGCUCGAGGCUACGAUGCUUACGAUGCCUACGAUGGCAAACAUACACCUACUCCUUACGAUUCUGAACGGCCUACGCUGCCGUCGACCGAAUCUGCCUCGAACACACUAGCAGAAAGGACAUCGCCCAAGUCCCAGAAGGACACUUCCUUUCUAGGACAUUCCUGCAGUAACUGUGGAACGAAAAGCACUCCGCUAUGGCGACGAUCACCGACCGGGGCGAUGAUUUGCAAUGCCUGUGGUCUGUAUUUGAAGGCACGGAAUGUUGCCCGGCCCACAAAGCGGAAUCGUAUACAGACCAGCACGGAACCUGUCCAACCCCAACCGUCGCAGCAACAGCCACCAUCGAUAGCACCCCAGCAUGAGGCACACACCCAUAGCGAAGGAGGCUGUCAUGGCUCCAAAGGAUCUUGCCCCGGUGGGGGCAACUGUAACGGCACAGGGGGUGCUGAGGGGUGUGACGGUUGCCCAGCUUACAACAACCGCGUGUACAAGUCCUCUGCCCGUGGGACUGUGCCGGUGCACGCUUGGGGUCGACCCGCCAAUCCAGAUAGCGAAAAGCCUCUGCCAGCACAGGAACCGGACGUACCCGGAAAAAGUGGUGCGUCGGCCGAGGGAAACAUAUUGGUAUCGUGUCAGAAUUGUGGAACUACUGUGACCCCGCUUUGGCGACGAGACGAGAAUGGCCAUCCGAUCUGCAAUGCGUGUGGUCUAUAUUACAAGCUCCACGGCUGCUAUCGCCCCACCACAAUGAAGAAGACUAUAAUCAAGCGGCGAAAACGCGUUGUGCCGGCGCUGCGGGAACACUCUCCGACUGCUGCCACGCAGUCGUCGAAUGGCUCUUCUGCCUCGCCCGAGGCCUCCCCAGCGACGUUGGCUCGCGUCCACGACGAUCACUACCGCUACUACAGCUCUGAGCCGGUGGAUCACUAUGGACCGAUGUCCGGAGACAGGAUUUCACCGGCCGCGCCCAAGCAAUUUGGCUUUGCACCCCCGCCUGUCGAUUUUACCGGAUUUAGUUCCGGGCCCGUCUCCUUACCGCACCAUCCCCCGCCACCAAGAUUGUUAGAGCCGGAUCGCAUCAACGCUCCAAGCCACUCUCCGGUGUCUCAGUUUGGUCGGCGAUCUCUUUCGCCGAAUCCAUCGGGUAAUCCAAAGAAACGCACCCUUGCAGAAACCGCGUCAUCAGCAGAAGCGAUGUCUAUCCCAACCACUCUGGAGAACGGGUCCAACCAACUUCCUCCGAUCAUGUCUUCCGUCAAUCCUUCCCCUCCUGCCCGCCUCAGUUCAAUUUCUUCUCUCCUCAACCCCAACAGCCAUGACGAAUCGCGUCUAGACCCCUCACUCGCUGCCCUUAGCCGUCAGCACCAUCAGUCUCACCAAGCUCCUCUUGCUCCCCCUCCCUCACAGUUGCUGCCCGGUGUAUCGGAAUUCGACAACAUCAGGGAAGAGCGUCGCUUAAAAUUGCAACGAGAAGCGGAAGAGAUGAGAGAGAUGCUGCGAGCAAAGGAGCGAGAAUUGGCAGAAUUAGGACAACAAUGA